AUGGCUCCAAGGUUGGAUUUUUCAGAUUGGUGGGCGAAAGAUACGAGGAAAGGGACACCAGUUGUAGUGAAAAUGGAGAACCCAAAUUACUCAGUGGUUGAAAUCGAAGGUCCAGAUUCAGCGUUUAGACCAGUGGAGAAGAGCAGAGGGAAGAACGCAAAGCAGGUGACUUGGGUUUUGCUUCUCAAAGCUCACAGAGCCGUUGGAUGUCUCACUUGGGUCGCCACUGUCUUCUGGUCUCUCCUUGGUGCUAUCAAGAAACGGCUUAGUUUCACUCACCCACUUGGCUCUGAGAAACUGGGCAGAGACAGAUGGCUUUUCUCGGCCAUUAAGAUCUUCUUAGCUGUUUCCCUACUACUUCUCGGAUUCGAGAUUGUUGCUUAUUUCAGAGGAUGGCAUUACUUCAAAAACCCUGAUCUUCACAUCCCCACUACCACACUUGAGAUCCAGAGCCUGCUUCAUCUUGUGUAUGUUGGUUGGUUAAGCCUUAGAGCUGACUAUAUUGCUCCUCCAAUCAAAGCUCUCUCCAAGUUUUGCAUUGUGCUGUUCCUUAUACAGUCGGUAGAUCGUUUGAUUCUUUGCUUGGGCUGUUUUUGGAUCAAGUUUAAGAAAAUCAAGCCGAGAUUUGAUGAGGAACCUUUCCGUGAUGAUGAUGCUGAGGGAUCCGGAUUUGCGUAUCCAAUGGUUCUUGUUCAGAUUCCAAUGUGCAAUGAAAGAGAGGUGUAUGAACAAUCUAUAUCUGCUGUGUGUCAACUUGACUGGCCAAAAGAUCGAAUCCUGGUUCAGGUUCUUGAUGACUCGAACGAUGAAAGCAUCCAACAGUUAAUCAAAGCUGAAGUAGCCAAAUGGAGCCAAAAGGGAGUCAACAUAAUCUACAGGCAUCGCUUGGUUAGAACCGGAUAUAAAGCUGGCAACCUCAAGUCCGCUAUGAGCUGUGAUUACGUGGGAGCAUACGAGUUUGUAGCAAUAUUCGAUGCUGAUUUCCAACCUAAUCCAGAUUUCCUUAAGCUAACAGUUCCACAUUUCAAGGAUAACCCAGAGUUAGGUCUGGUUCAAGCUAGGUGGACAUUUGUGAACAAAGACGAGAACUUGUUGACCCGUCUUCAGAACAUCAAUCUGUGUUUUCACUUUGAGGUUGAGCAGCAAGUGAGCGGCGUGUACUUGAACUUCUUUGGUUUCAAUGGAACAGCUGGAGUUUGGAGAAUCAAAGCCCUUGAGGAAUCUGGUGGCUGGCUUGAAAGAACCACCGUUGAGGAUAUGGAUAUAGCAGUCCGCGCACAUCUCCAUGGAUGGAAGUUCAUCUAUCUCAACGAUGUCAAGGUCCUCUGUGAAGUUCCUGAGUCCUACGAAGCAUAUAAGAAGCAGCAACAUCGUUGGCAUUCGGGACCUAUGCAGCUCUUUCGCUUGUGCCUUGGUGCAAUCUUGACCUCUAAGAUAGCGAUAUGGAAGAAGGCGAAUCUGAUACUUCUCUUCUUCCUUCUCAGGAAACUCAUACUUCCUUUCUACUCCUUCACGUUGUUCUGCAUAAUCCUUCCACUCACCAUGUUUGUUCCAGAAGCUGAGCUCCCUGUUUGGGUCAUCUGCUACAUACCGGUUUUCAUGUCUUUCCUCAACCUUCUUCCAUCUCCGAAAUCUUUUCCUUUCAUCGUCCCUUACCUCUUGUUCGAGAACACAAUGUCAGUCACCAAGUUCAACGCGAUGGUAUCCGGGUUAUUCCAAUUGGGCAGCUCUUACGAGUGGAUUGUCACAAAGAAAGCUGGGAGAUCAUCAGAGUCAGAUCUUUUAUCUAUCGCCGAGAAAGAAACACCAAACAAGAAAAGCCAAUUGCUUAGAGGGGUCUCCGACAGCGAGCUUUUGGAGCGGAGCCAACUCGAAGAACAGAGACAAGCGGUUUCAAAGAAACCCGUUAAGAAAACAAACAAGAUAUACCACAAAGAGCUCGCGCUAGCCUUUCUUUUGCUCACUGCAGCGAUUAGGAGUCUCUUGGCGGCUCAGGGAGUGCAUUUCUACUUCCUGUUAUUCCAAGGUGUCACCUUUCUUCUCGUGGGUCUCGACCUCAUAGGCGAGCAGAUGAGCUGA
Molecule: messenger RNA, 2079 nt
Organism: Thlaspi arvense
Lineage: Eukaryota; Viridiplantae; Streptophyta; Magnoliopsida; Brassicales; Brassicaceae
Source: the annotation of a GenBank genome assembly